CACAGUCAAAGUAAUCGUAACCACUCCGCAGAAGAAGCGUCCGCAAGCAGAAGCUGUCAUGGUGGCCUCCUGAACACAUCAAGGAAUGUUUGCCCUUUCUCUUAGUCGCCUGUUAUUACAGGCUUUUCCCAAGCAACCGGUCGCACCUAGGGCUACAGCACAAUGCAUCAGAAGUCUGACAACAGCUCAGCAAGAACCUCUAAAGAAAGAUGAUACGCCUAUGAAAAUGGAAAACCCAUACAAGCCCCCUCCGAAAACUUGCGUCCUGUGCAAUGUUACCAUAGACUUCAAAAACAUUCAGCUGUUAUCCCAGUUUAUUUCGCCACACACCGGCAGAAUAUACGGCAGACACGUAACAGGCUUGUGUGGUCGAAAACAGAAAGCGAUAACGAAGGCAAUAAAGAAAGCUCGUUCAAUGGGUUUUAUGUCAGUCACCCUGAAGGAUCCACAGUUUAUUAAAGACCCCGAUAUUUGUCGUGUCAAGCAUUUUGAAUAGGUUCUGUAUGAAGACCGCCACUUC
This is a messenger RNA of Puntigrus tetrazona (Sumatra barb), 520 nucleotides long. It is a transcript of the gene mrps18c, whose product is annotated as mitochondrial ribosomal protein S18C. Gene Ontology annotation, biological process: mitochondrial translation. Gene Ontology annotation, cellular component: mitochondrial small ribosomal subunit; ribosome. Gene Ontology annotation, molecular function: structural constituent of ribosome; small ribosomal subunit rRNA binding. The record is from RefSeq and is a predicted model, not a curated record. Lineage: Eukaryota; Metazoa; Chordata; Actinopteri; Cypriniformes; Cyprinidae. The coding region runs from base 86 to 496 and encodes 136 amino acids. The transcript has 6 exons.